Paraphaeosphaeria sporulosa is the source of this 1638-nucleotide messenger RNA. RefSeq lists its product as uncharacterized. The transcript is spliced from 2 exons. Gene Ontology annotation, biological process: carbohydrate metabolic process. Gene Ontology annotation, molecular function: phosphoglucomutase activity; magnesium ion binding. The record is from RefSeq and is a predicted model, not a curated record. Gene Ontology annotation, cellular component: cytosol. Lineage: Eukaryota; Fungi; Ascomycota; Dothideomycetes; Pleosporales; Didymosphaeriaceae. The coding region runs from base 1 to 1638 and encodes 545 amino acids.
AUGGCUAACGAAUGGUUUCGCACCAGUUCUGGCCUGCGCAAGAAGGUCAAGGUCUUCCAGCAAGAGAACUAUUCCGAGGCGUUCGUUGCCAGCAUCCUGCUCUCAAUUCCCGAAGGUGUUGAAGGGUCCACCCUUGUCAUCGGUGGUGACGGACGCUACUGGAACCCCGAGGUCACACAGCUGAUUGCCAAGAUUGGCGCUGGAUACGGCGUCAAGAAGCUCAUCAUCGGCCAAGAUGGCAUCUUAAGCACACCAGCUGCUAGCAAUGUCAUCAGGAUACGGAAAGCGACCGGUGGUAUCUUGUUGACUGCCAGCCACAACCCCGGUGGCCCUGACGAGGAUUUUGGUAUCAAAUACAACCUUACCAACGGUGCUCCCGCUCCGGAAAGCGUCACCAACAAGAUCUACGAGACCUCCAAGAACCUCACUUCGUACAAGAUCGCCGACAUCCCUGAUGUCGACCUGAGCAAGCUCGGCUCUGAGAAGUACGGACCGCUAGAGGUCGAGAUCAUCCACUCCACCAAGGAUUAUCUUGAGAUGCUCAAGAACAUCUUCGACUUUGAUCUUAUCAAGAAGUUCCUUAAGGAUCACUCCGAUUUCAAGCUUCUCUUCGACGGCUUGAGCGGUGUCACCGGCUCAUACGGUGUCGACAUCUUCGAGAAGGAGCUCGGCAUCCCAAACAGCACUCAAAACUGUAUUCCGAAGCCAGACUUCGGUGGCCACCACCCAGAUCCCAACCUCGUCUACGCUAAGUCUCUUGUCGACGCGGUGGAGAAGAACAGCAUUCACUUCGGUGCUGCCAGUGAUGGUGACGGUGACCGCAACAUGAUCUACGGUGCCGGUGCUUUCGUGUCUCCGGGAGACAGCUUGGCCAUCAUCGCCCACCAUGCGGAACUCAUCCCAUGGUUCAAGAAGCAGGGAAUCUACGGCCUUGCGCGAAGCAUGCCCACUUCAGGUGCGAUCGACCUGGUAGCAAAGAAGAAGGGUGUGCAGAGUUACGAAGUGCCCACUGGCUGGAAGUUUUUCUGCGGACUUUUUGACUCUGACAAGAUGAACAUCUGCGGUGAGGAGAGCUUCGGAACCGGCAGCAACCACAUCCGUGAGAAGGAUGGUCUGUGGGCCGUCGUGGCAUGGCUCAACAUCAUCGCCGGUAUCGGCGAGCAGACGGGGUCAACGCCAAGCAUUGGAUCCAUCCAGAAAGACUUCUGGAAGACGUAUGGUCGCACAUUUUUCACUCGCUACGAUUACGAAGGCGUCGACAGCGAGGGUGCCAACAAGGUGGUCGCUCACAUGAAGGAGCUCAUCACCACCAAGAAGGACGAAUUCGUCGGCUCGUCCAUCUCCGGUCGCAAGGUCGUGGAGGCCGACGACUUCUCUUACACAGACCUCGACGGCAGCGUCAGCAAGAACCAGGGCAUCUUCGUCAAGUUCGAUGACGGCAGCCGCAUCGUUGUGCGCUUGUCAGGAACUGGCAGCAGCGGAGCCACCAUUCGUCUGUACAUCGAGAAGCACGACUCUGACGAGAAGACGUACGAUCUCGAUGCGCAGGACUACCUCAAGGACAAUGUCAAGCUCGCGACCGAUCUACUCAAGUUGCAGGAGUAUGUCGGCCGCACCGAGCCCGAUGUCAAGACGUAA